Molecule: messenger RNA, 767 nt
Organism: Engraulis encrasicolus (European anchovy)
Lineage: Eukaryota; Metazoa; Chordata; Actinopteri; Clupeiformes; Engraulidae
Exons: 2
Coding region: 1-759 (252 amino acids)
Source: RefSeq, a predicted model, not a curated record
AUGAAGAGACAGGCAUUGCAAUCCAUUGAAGAACUCUUCCUUUUCCUGAUGUACCUGUCCGCUGGUUACACUGAGCUGGACUUGGCGAACAGAUUCAACAUCUCCACCUCCACCGUAAGUCGCAUUAUCUGUUCCUGGACCAACUUUCUGUACACCCUCCUGGGCUCAGCGUCCAUCUGGAUGGAGGCUGAGGAUGUGAAAGCUUACCUUCCUGAUGACUUCAAGGAGUUUUCAGACACUCAGAUAAUAGCGGACUGUACAGAGCUAAAAUGCCAAACUCCAUCCUCCCCGGUCAUUCAAAGUGAGAUGUACUCAACCUACAAAUCUCACUGCACAAUGAAAGCCCUUAUUGGGAUAGCCCCCCAUGGCCCUAUCACCUUCAUCUCUUCACUCUACGAGGGCUCAAUAAGUGAUAAAGAGGUCUUUAGGAAGUCAGGGUUAAGUGACCUCCUAACAGAGGAUGUGGCCAUUAUGGUUGAUAAAGGAUUUCUUAUUAACGACUUGGUGAAAUGCAAGGUCUACUGUCCGCCUUUUCUCAAAAGGUCUUCCCAGAUGUCAGCACCCAGUGUUCUUAAAACACAGAAAAUAGCCAGUCUCAGAGUGCAAGUUGAGCGUGUUAUCAGACGGAUCAAAGAGAAUAAGAUUUUUGAGACUGUUGUACCUUUAUCCAUUGUAGGCAGCAUAAAUGAAAUGUUUGCAGUGGCUUGCCUGCUUAGUAACUAUCAGAACAAAGACCUGGUCAAGAGAUGGGCUAAGUAAUGCUGACA